UAAGUCUUUUUGUAAAUUACAUUUAAACAAGUACUCUUCAAUUUUCUACAGAAAGGGAAACCUUUAAUCGUGCACAAAAGUUGCACAUAGUUUGUUUAGGUUAUGUUAGGCUAAGAAACAAUGCAUCUCCAAGUAAAUAUUAUUGAAAAACUAGUUUAUAAUACUUUGGAAUAAGAAACCGAAGUCUAACCCUAUAGGCUCAAUAGAAAUGACAAGAACAGCACUGUGUUUCGCCAAAUGUCAAUUUGACGUCUGUGUGCCCUUUGUGUUUAAUAUCUGUGUGAGAACGCUGUAUUUAUUUCAUGAAAUCAAUAUAAUGCAAUAACAAAUUACACGACAUGUUGCAGUAUCAUACAUGUUGUUACUCGAUUUUUAAUAUUAUAAAGCUUUGAAGUUAGAGGUUGGUCUACACGGUCAAUCUGCGGCUAGUAUAAAAGUUACCGUGCACUGUAAUUGUACUUGUUGGAAAACGCCCAAGUUGUCGACACAUAAUGGAUGAAAACAUUGAUAGUAAUGUUGCCGUUUUGGCUAUUUUAGAUAACCAGUCAAACCAAUAUAAACCGAAUAUGAAUAUGAAUAACUAUAACUUUAGUCACACAAUAACUGUGACACACGAAGAAACAGAUGUUAAUGAGAGCAAUAAGCAAAAUGUCAUUUGGACUAAACAUGCAACUAAUUUGUUGUUAAGUUUAUAUCAAACUAAAAUCCAUAUGCUGGACAACCCAAAGAAGAAAUCUAAAAUGUGGCUCUCUAUUGCUGAGGAAUUAAAAUCAUUGAGUGUUGAGGUGACCCCAGAUCAAGUCAGAUGGAAAAUAAAUGCUCUUACAAAAAAGUAUAAAGACUGCAUAGACAAUGGACAAGGGGCCAUGAGUUUUAAAUAUUUUAAUGAAAUGCACCAAAUUUUGGGACGCUACUCAGAUAAUUCUGAAACCUACAGACUAGCAUCUGGUGUAAUGCCAGGUGGUUCAGAAGACUUAGAUAAAGAUAAAAGUAAAAGAAAUAAUUUGACCCUCAAAGGCUCAACACCUUUCAGAAGAUUGAGGACAGAAAGAAGAGCUAAAAUAGAGCUGGAUAAACAAUGGUUAGAAUAUUUAAGAAAACAAGAGGAUCAAAAGCAAUUGAGAGAUGAGAGGUAUGAAAGAAAUUUGAGGCUAAGACAGGAGGAGUUACAGUUAAGAAAAAAAGAAUUAGAAAUUAAACAAUCAUUAGCAUUAAAAAAAUUACAACUCAAAGAGAAAAAACAAGAAGAAAUGCUUAAAAUUGAAAGAGAAAAAUGUGCACUUUUGAGAAAGCUUUUGGCUGAUCAGGAUUUAAUGAGGCAAUAGUAACCAUUCAUAGCAAUUGCACUUUUAUACUUAUAAAUAUUGUUUAACAUGAUGCUGUGAAAUCUACAUUUUAUACAAAAGACUUAUUUAAAAUCUGCAACAUGUUUACAUGCUGAAAGAAGGAACCACAAAUAUUGUCCAUGAGAAAAUACUUAUUGCUUAGAGCAAAA
Molecule: messenger RNA, 1495 nt
Organism: Trichoplusia ni (cabbage looper)
Lineage: Eukaryota; Metazoa; Arthropoda; Insecta; Lepidoptera; Noctuidae
Exons: 4
Coding region: 492-1325 (277 amino acids)
Source: RefSeq, a predicted model, not a curated record